CAUGCGUUAACUGUCAACGCGUAGCGAUUUUCUUUUUGUCAACUUAAGUAUAAUGCUCCUCGUAUAUACUCUGGUCUGCUUUGAUAAUUGAAAAAUUUAUAGUGGCCACACCAUAUGACCAAGCAAUAAUAUCUUUUUUUUUAUUGAAACAUUAAUAUAUUAAAUUUAUCUGACAAAUACAUCAAGUUUAGAGAUGCAUGGUAGUUUUCAUUUUCGAGGUAAGCGAUAACGUGUAAAAUCUUUUAAUGAUUGAAAUAGAAAUAAGAGGAAAAAGACAGUAUAUGAGAGAAGAGGAAGGAGAGAAAAAACUAGGAAAGUGAACGAGCGAGCAAGCGAAUUGAUAGUGAAUGAGAAUUUGGUAUAAUAAUGAUAGCAAGAUUUAAGGAUGCUACUUCCACAUAUAUGAUAACAAGGCGUGUAUAAAACAUCUUUCUGUAACAGUUUCUUAAACAACAAGAUGGAAACUUCAAUACGAGAAAAAAUUCUCAGCUUUGUUGAUGUUGUAAUGAGAGUGCCACCUUUAUUUAUCAUUGACGAGUUACUUAGAAUCAGCCUUGGCUUACCUAAUGACAACGUUGUACUGGAUGAAUCAGUCUUUGAAACCAACAAUUUGUCAAGCAUUGCUAGUUCAAUCUCAGCAGUUACAACAAACUCAUUUCUAAUGGAUCAGUUUGAUUUGACUCAGUUUGCUUAUAAGACUUAUCUUAUAAUUCUGUUUAAAUUUUUCUGCUGUUGUAUAGGUUUUCUCGCAGCCUUAUACACGUUUAUGUUAUGUACUAGACAUUUGAUAAUUGUAUAUCUGUAUCUAAUAUCAAUAGGAAUAAUAUUUGUAUCAUACUGGUCAAAUGUCAGUGCAAUGAAAGCGAUCAUAGUUUACAUGAACGCCCACGAAUCAACAAGCAGCAUACUUGACAAUAUAUUAUGUUUGAAGCUGUCGGACAUUCUGUAUAAUGGUCCAGGUUUUCUGAUUAUCCAGAAUUAUAUACUGCAAUGCGUGCUAGCCAGUGUUUUUUGUUACAUACAUCUUGCUCCAAGGCAUCCCAUAAUUCAAAAGCUUCUUAUGCUAAGCUUUAUGUCAUCAUCUAUCUUGGGUCUCCAUCCUUUACCAGUGCAAUAUCUGUAUCAUGCACCAGUGUGUGCAACAUUAAUUCCACUGGCUGUGUGUAAAUUUGUCAUCUGGUAUAACAGUGUCUCUAUAUUAAGAACAAUCUAUGUGGGCUAUAGACACACACGCAACUUUAUAAUCAAUUAUGGUUUAUCCGCUCUCGCAGAAACAGAAUGGAUGCGUCUGAACGUGCCAUGCGUACUUCGAACAUUUUGGAUGCUGCGAGUGGCAGAACAAGUGGUUGAAAUUCUUGGAAAUCAUUACAGCGAGGAAACAUUUAAUUAUUACGUCAUGAUCAGAACCCUGUUGAUAAAUGGAUGCGAGACACUGACAGCUGUUCUUGGUAUGACCAGCAUAAUCUCGUUUGUCUGUCACUACAUCGGCUGUUUCUUCCAAUGGAUACUAUUGACGGAAGAUGAAGAUGAGAAGAGUAUUGGUACAGUCUCUGCUAUCUUAUUCUACAUUCUUGCCCUACAGACUGGAUUGACGAGUCUUGAUAGAGAGAAGCGUCUAGUACGAUUGUAUCGUAAUUUUUGCCUUUUGUUUACGGCGAUUCUACAUUUUGUGCACAAUAUAGUGAAUCCACUCUUGAUGUCACUUAGCGCUUCUCAUAACCCAGCACUACAUAGACAUUUACGGGCUUUAGCGGUCUGUGCUUUUCUAAUUUUCUUUCCGGUAUCGUUACUCAUAUUCCUCUGGUCUCACUUUACAGUGAGCACAUGGUUAUUGGCUGUAUCAGUCUUUAGCAUUGAAGUAAUAGUCAAAGUAUUGGUUUCGCUAGCGAUUUAUUCGUUGUUUCUGAUCGACGCAUAUAGAAGCGCGUUCUGGGAACAAUUUGAUGAUUGCGUCUACAUAAUAAGAUCAUUUGGUAACACUGUGGAAUUUGCUUUUGGUAUUAUAUUAUUCUUCAAUGGAUUCUGGAUAUUGAUUUUUGAGUCGGGUGGUGCUAUUCGCGCCAUCAUGAUGUGCAUACACGCCUAUUUUAAUAUCUGGUGUGAAGCAAAGGCUGGAUGGAGCGUGUUUAUGAAGCGACGGACGGCUGUGAACAAGAUCAAUUCUUUACCAGAAGCGAAAGUCGAACAACUUGAACGAUUAAACGAUGUUUGCGCUAUUUGCUAUCAAGAAAUGCAAAAUGCUAAGAUUACCCAAUGCAAUCAUUAUUUCCAUGGUGUAUGCUUACGAAAAUGGUUAUAUGUUCAAGAUCGAUGUCCUCUUUGCCACGAUAUACUGUACAAAGUUGAAAACAUACGAAAUAAAGAUGAUAGCACGGGUCUCGCCACAGCUUUUGCUGAAGGAAGGAGUCAAAAUAACGGAAAUGACACUCACGAUGAUACAAUUAUGCAAACUAGACAGAAUUCCAAUGUGCAAUCUCAGAAUAGUCGAAGACAAUUGGCCGAGAAUUUGAACGAAGGCAGGUGAAAUAAUGUGACUUUACGCGUAUUUUGUGAUACAUAGACACUAAUUUUUUUAACUUUAUGCGUGCAAAGCAACAUCUUUGGAAACAUUCAAAAAUUUUGCAAAACUAAAUUAUAUCUAAGUAUUGUAUAACAACUUCAGUCUUUCUUCCAAUUUUUUGUAAAUAAGUUGCAACAAUUAUUCUUAGAAGAGAAAACAAUCACAUGCGAUUAUUUUGUAAUAAAAAAUAUUUGGCAUAUAAUUUAAAAACUAGCUUUUUGUCGAUUGAUGUCCAUUACUAAAUGUAUUUUUGGAUCAUUAUUAUGCUACAGCUAUCGUAUAGUGUGACAAUGAUUUUAUGAACUUCCAUGUAUAUGCUUCUUAAUCAUAAUGUAUAACAUACGUAUUUUCGAUUAAGUUCAAUGAGAGGAAAAAAGACAGAGAAGAAAGGAAGAGAAAUUUAUGUAUUUUAAUAUUUUAUAAAAAAUUUAAUUGUGUGACUACAACUUUAUUGUAACACAUUUUGUUUUUUAUUAUAAUUAAACCGAAAUAAUGGUUUUAUAUGUGCUGAUAUGCUGGAAUAUAUGCAACCAUAAAAAAGACUGAAAUAAAUUAUUUUUCUUUAAA
Messenger RNA from Monomorium pharaonis (pharaoh ant), 3127 nucleotides. RefSeq names its product protein TRC8 homolog (gene Trc8). Gene Ontology annotation, molecular function: zinc ion binding; ubiquitin protein ligase activity. Gene Ontology annotation, cellular component: endomembrane system; endoplasmic reticulum. Lineage: Eukaryota; Metazoa; Arthropoda; Insecta; Hymenoptera; Formicidae. Bases 458 to 2524 code for a protein of 688 amino acids. The transcript is spliced from 4 exons. Gene Ontology annotation, biological process: ERAD pathway. The record is from RefSeq and is a predicted model, not a curated record.